This is a messenger RNA of Nomascus leucogenys (northern white-cheeked gibbon), 2283 nucleotides long. It is a transcript of the gene SNAPC2, whose product is annotated as small nuclear RNA activating complex polypeptide 2. Gene Ontology annotation, biological process: snRNA transcription. Gene Ontology annotation, molecular function: RNA polymerase II general transcription initiation factor activity. The record is from RefSeq and is a predicted model, not a curated record. Lineage: Eukaryota; Metazoa; Chordata; Mammalia; Primates; Hylobatidae. Gene Ontology annotation, cellular component: nuclear body.
CACUGCAGCCUGGUCAACAAGAGCAAAAAUCUGUCUUAAAAAAAAAAAAAAGCAGCACCCAACCCCACAAGCGUAAGUUUAAAAUAAACCCUCCCCCUCCGUCCUCUCCUUACCCGGACACCUGCCCAUCUGCCUCCUGCGAUCUUUCUCAAGCCAGGCCUUCUCCGCUCUCCACUACCCCCGCCCGGACCCUGCCCUCGCUCGGCCUCGACCUUCUGCCUCUGCACCAGUUCCCUCCUGGUCUGGACUUCGCCCUCCUCUUAGAUUGUCAGUCUAGUCUAGAGCUCCUUAAAUCCCUCCUGCCCGAGCUCCACUCUACCUUACACAGACAAGAGUGGGACUAUCAGCCCCAGUCUACAGAGGAGGAAACUGAGGCUCGGCAAGGCUAAAUCACUUGCCCAAAGUCCCAGGCCUGUCUGACCCCAGAGCCCAGGCUCUUGACCACGACUGGAUCUUCGGACUUGACCUUUCGGCCAGAACCCACCCCUCUGCGAGAAGCAGAGCACACAUUAGUAGCUUCAUGAGUUAGUCCAGCAACAGAGGGAGGGCAUGGGGUCCAAGGUGUCGUCUCCACUUCAUGAAUGAGAUAAAGUGCAGGCUGAGGGUCUCCUUCGCCCCGCCCCAGUUCCGGUGCCGAUCUCCCCUUCACUUCCAUUGGGGCGGGUCCCCAGGCCUCCAAACGCGAAGCCACGCCCCCACGUGCGUCCGCCUCCGCGCGGUGUUUUCGGACCUCGGCGGCCCCCGUAGCUCCGCCCAUCGGAGAAGAGACCUUACAGCGCCUGCGUUUUUCUGACCGGCAUGAAGCCACCUCCCAGGCGGCGAGCGGCCCCGGCGCGCUAUCUGGGCGAGGUGACCGGUCCCGCGACCUGGAGCGCUCGCGAGAAGCGGCAGCUAUUGCGACUCCUGCAGGCGCGGCAGGGCCAGCCGGAGCCGGACGCCGCCGAGCUGGCCCGGGAGCUGCGGGGCCGGAGCGAGGCUGAGAUCCGGGUCUUCCUCCAGCAGCUCAAGGGCCGCGUAGCCCGGGAGGCCAUUCAGAAGGUGCAUCCGGGUGGCCUUCAGGGACCAAGGCGCCGGGAGGCACAGCCCCCAGCCCCCAUAGAGGUCUGGACGGAUCUGGCUGAGAAGAUAACAGGGCCACUGGAAGAAGCCCUGGCAGUGGCUUUCUCGCAGGUGCUCACCAUCGCGGCCACGGAACCGGUCACCCUCCUGCACUCCAAGCCCCCCAAGCCCACGCAGGCCCGUGGAAAGCCUUUGCUCGUGAGCGCCCCUGGAGGGCAGGAAGACCCCGCCCCUGAGAUACCUAGCUCUGCCCCUGAUGCAUCUAGCUCCGCACCCAAGACUUCUGACCCUGCCCCUGAGAAACCUUCUGAGUCCUCGGCUGGCCCCUCCACUGAAGAAGACUUCGCUGUGGACUUUGAGAAGAUCUACAAGUACUUGUCCUCUGUCUCCCGAAGUGGCCGCAGCCCGGAGCUCUCAGCAGCUGAGUCCGCUGUGGUCCUCGACCUGCUCAUGUCACUUCCAGAGGAGUUGCCACUCCUGCCCUGCACAGCCCUGGUUGAGCAUAUGACAGAGACGUACCUACGCCUGACAGCCCCCCAGCCCAUUCCCGCUGGAGGGAGCCUGGGGCCUGCGGCUGAAGGGGAUGGGGCUGGCUCCAAGGCACCAGAGGAGACCCCUCCAGCCACCGAGAAGGCCGAGCACAGCGAACUGAAAUCGCCUUGGCAAGCAGCUGGGAUCUGUCCCCUGAACCCGUUCCUGGUGCCCCUGGAGCUUCUGGGUCGGGCAGCCACCCCUGCCAGGUGAGGGGCAUGGCGGGCAGGAGGCACACCAGGCCCCCUGCCCUGCCCCUCGGUUCUCGUUGGCUGGCCCUGGCUCUUUCUGAGGAUCCCGUCAUGGGGGAAAGGUCCUUGAGAUGACGCUCAGCUGUGGGGCGGGCCUCUAAGAUGCCCCAUACUUUGGGGGUCUCAGAAAUGGAACCCCCGUUGUACAGGGGUUGGGUGGGGGUUGCAGGACUCCACUCACAAGCCUCCUGAUGUCAAAGACAGGUGGACAGAGCUGGCCUCCCCCAGUCCCCAAGCCCCAGUGUGCCUUGUCUGCUGGGGGCCAUAGCUGGCACUGCCCACCGUAAAGGCCCUCGCACAUGUUCCCCCUUCCUGUACCUGGGGACCAGCAUCCUCACCUUCUUCAACUGACCAGUCGUGGAUACUCCCUGCCGCGAGGUCCUUCCCCUUCCCGGGGGUAUUCUGUGACCAUGAAUAAAGUUCUCAUUCUCUUUUCUGUUUC